GAGAGGAGGGGCUGGAGGGGGCGCGGCUUGCUCCCCGUCCCUCCCGGGCGCCGGGCCUCCCUCUGCGCCGGGCCCAGGGCUGGCGGCCGGCGGGGGUCGCGGCGGCGGCGGCGGCGCUGACGGGCCGCGGGCACGGGGGCCUGGCUCCGGCUCCGGGUGUUAGGAGACAAGAUGGCGGCGGCGCUGUGGAGGCUGGUCUCCUCCUCUUCUCCUCUCUCCUCCGCCCCGCCGCUCGCCGCCUCCUCGGUCUCCUCCUCCUUCUCGUUCGCUGCCUCCUCCUCCUCCUCCUGCAGCAGCCCUAGCGACCGCCGGAGCGCCGGCCCGCUCUCCCGGAGCUCCGGAGGGGGAUAGACGGGGCAGCUGCGGGCUCCGGCGACCGAGGCCGAGCUGGGGCCGGGGCGGGGACGACGGCGGCGGCGGCGGCGGCGGCGCCGGGUGGGGAUGGGGUCGCAGACGCUGCAGAUCCUCCGGCAGGGGGUGUGGGCCGCGCUCAGCGGGGGCUGGUACUACGACCCGCACCAGGCCACCUUCGUGAACGCGCUGCACCUCUACCUGUGGCUCUUUCUGCUCGGCCUGCCCUUCACCCUCUACAUGGCUCUUCCUUCUUCAAUGAUUAUAGUAGCAGUUUAUUGUCCUGUGAUAGCUGCUGUUUUCAUUGUUCUGAAGAUGGUCAACUAUCGACUCCACAGAGCACUUGAUGCCGGAGAAGUUAUAGAUAGGAGUGCGAAUGAGUUCCCAGAUCAGCGAGCCAAAGCUGAGCAAGGCAACUGUUCAACCAGGAGAAAAGACAGUAAUGGACCGAGCGAUCCUGGUGGAGGGAUUGAAAUGUCUGAGUUCAUUCGAGAGGCCACACCCCCAGUUGGUUGCAGUUCAAGAAAUUCUUAUGCUGGCCUAGAUCCAAGUAACCAGAUUGGAUCUGGUUCCUCUCGUCUUGGAACAGCAGCAACUAUUAAAGGAGACACAGACACCGCUAAGACUUCUGAUGAUAUUAGUUUAAGUCUGGGCCAGAGCUCUAGUCUUUGUAAGGAAGGAAGUGAAGAACAAGAUUUGGCAACUGAUCGGAAGCUCUUCCGUCUGGUCUCCAAUGAUUCCUUCAUCUCCAUUCAGCCUUCUUUAUCCUCCUGUGGACAGGACUUACCAAGGGACUUUAGUGACAAAGUGAGCUUGCCGAGUCAUGGCCACCACCACCACAUCGAUCAGUCUCUGUCCAACACCUGUGACACAGAAGUGGCUUCUCUCGUCCCUUUACAUUCACACUCUUACAGGAAAGAUCACCGGCCACGAGGGGUACCACGGACUUCUAGCUCUGCUGUGGCUUUUCCAGACACUUCACUGAACGACUUCCCUCUCUAUCAGCAAAGACGGGGGUUAGAUCCGGUUAGCGAGUUAGAAUCUUCCAAGCCUCAUUCUGGAUCCAAAGAAUCCUUGGUGGAAAAUGCUUGUUUAUCUGGGGAAUUUCAGCUCAUUGGUGAGCUGAAAAACAGUAAUUCUCAGCCACCUACAAAAAGUGGGAGGAGCAAACCUUUGAAAGCAGACAAAAGCGUGGACAGCCUGAGGAGCCUGAGCACGCGGAGCAGUGGGUCGACAGAGAGCUACUGCAGUGGAACGGACCGUGACACCAACAGUACCGUCAGCAGCUACAAAAGUGAGCAGACCAGCUCGACUCAUAUAGAGAGCAUCUUGUCGGAGCAUGAGGAGUCCCCUCAAGUAGGAAAGAAAAGCGGUAGGAAGAAAGAGGAGUGCUGUGCUGACCCAGAGGACCAGAGUAGCUGUACCAGUGACAAAAGGACUAACAGUGAGAAGACUGCCUUGGAAGUGAGUACAAACAGUGGGGUUCAAGAGGCCAAGGAUCCCAGUACCUCUGAUGAUAUGCACAAUCAGAAAGGUCUCAGCACCUCUGCAUCUGAAGAAGCCAACAAGAAUCCCCACGCAAACGAAUUUACUUCCCAGGGGGACAGACCGCUUGGGAAAACCGCUGACCCCAAAGACGAGCAGAGUGAAAAGUCAGCUGUCUCAGUGGACUCAAAAGUUGGUAAAGACGGUGGUGGAAAGCAAAAGGAAGGGGAUGUACGACCUAAAUCCUCUAGCUUGAUCCACCGGACAGCCUCUGCCCAUAAGUCAGGCCGGAGACGGACAGGAAAAAAACGGGCCAGCAGUUUUGAUUCAAGUCGGCAUAGGGACUAUGUGUCCUUCCGAGGUGUUGCUGGCACAAAGCCACAUAGUGCUAUAUUCUGUCACGAUGAGGACUCUAGCGACCAAAGUGACUUGAGCAGAGCAUCAAGUGUGCAGUCUGCUCACCAGGUCAGCAGCGAUAGCUCUUCCAGCACCACUUCUCAUUCAUGUCAGUCUCCGGAGGGCAGAUGCAGUGCUCUAAAGACCAAACACGUCCCGAAAGAAAGGGGCACUGACUCCGAGCACACACACAAAGCCCAUCCGGGUCCUGAAGGAACUUGCAAAAAGCGGACGACACGUCGGACUUCCAGCACAAAUAGUGCCAAGACGCGGGCCCGAGUGUUGAGCCUGGACAGUGGCACAGUAGCGUGUUUGAAUGACUCCAAUAGGCUGAUGGCACCCGAAAGUAUAAAACCCUUAACCACUUCAAAAUCUGAUCUCGAGGCCAAAGAGGGAGAGGUGCUAGAUGAGCUAUCGUUAUUGGGCCGGGCUUCCCAGUUAGAGACGGUCACUCGGUCUAGGAAUAGCUUGCCAAGCCAGGUUGCGUUUCCUGAAGGCGAAGAGCAAGAUGCGGGCAGUGGAGAACAAAACCUUGGCACGCCGGUGUUGGCAUCAUCCUUGGCUGACAUGGGAACAGCACAGGCCAGCGAGGAGGCAGUGUCAUUUCGCCGUGAACGCAGCACAUUUAGGCGCCAGGCAGUACGGCGCCGGCACAAUGCAGGGAGUAACCCUACCCCUCCUACAUUGCUCAUCGGAUCACCCCUCAGCCUUCAAGAUGGUCAGCAAGGCCAGCAGUCCACAGCCCAGGUCAAAGUCCAGUCCCGCCCCCCUUCCCAGGCUGCAGUGCUCAGUGCUAGUGCCUCCUUGCUGGUGAGAAAUGGGAGUGUCCACUUAGAAGCAUCACAUGACAAUGCAUCUGCUGUAGGCGGCAGCAGUUUGCACGAUGAACUUGGUAAGUUCUCUUCUACGCUUUAUGAGACUGGUGGCUGUGAUAUGUCACUUGUGAAUUUUGAACCGGCAGCAAGAAGAGCAUCUAAUAUCUGUGACACGGAUUCUCAUGUAUCCAGUUCUACCUCAGUUCGAUUUUAUCCACAUGAUGUGCUCUCUCUUCCACAGAUUCGGUUGAACAGACUAUUGACGAUCGAUACAGAUUUGUUGGAGCAGCAAGACAUUGACCUCAGCCCUGACUUGGCAGCGACUUAUGGUCCAACCGAAGAAGCUGCUCAAAAGGUUAAACACUAUUACCGCUUUUGGAUCUUACCCCAGCUGUGGAUCGGCAUUAACUUUGACAGACUCACACUUUUGGCCCUGUUUGAUAGAAAUCGUGAGAUUCUGGAAAAUGUGUUAGCUGUCAUCCUGGCUAUUCUUGUGGCUUUUUUGGGAUCUGUUCUUCUCAUACAAGGCUUCUUCAGAGAUAUCUGGGUCUUCCAGUUCUGCCUAGUGAUAGCCAGCUGUCAAUACUCGCUACUUAAGAGUGUUCAACCAGAUUCGUCUUCUCCCAGACAUGGCCAUAAUCGUAUCAUUGCCUACAGUAGACCAGUUUAUUUCUGUUUGUGUUGUGGUCUUAUUUGGCUCUUGGAUUAUGGUAGCAGAAACCUUACUACAACCAAGUUCAAAUUAUAUGGAAUAACUUUCACUAAUCCACUGGUGCUGAUAUCAGCCAGGGAUUUAGUUAUAGUGUUUACACUCUGUUUCCCAAUAGUGUUUUUCAUUGGUCUCCUGCCUCAGGUGAAUACGUUUGUUAUGUACCUUUGUGAACAAUUGGAUAUUCAUAUCUUUGGUGGUAAUGCCACUACAAGCUUGCUUGCAGCCCUUUACAGUUUUAUCUGUAGCAUUGUGGCGGUAGCCUUACUGUAUGGAUUGUGUUAUGGGGCUUUAAAGGAUUCUUGGGAUGGCCAGCAUAUUCCAGUACUUUUCUCCAUUUUUUGUGGUUUAUUAGUGGCAAUAUCCUAUCAUCUCAGUCGACAAAGCAGUGAUCCCUCUGUACUUUUCUCUUUGGUGCAAUCUAAGAUUUUUCCAAAAACAGAAGAGAAAAAUCCAGAAGAUCCUUUGUCUGAAGUAAAAGAUCCACUGCCUGAAAAACUUAGAAAUUCUGUUAGUGAGCGUUUACAAUCUGACCUAGUAGUAUGCAUUGUAAUUGGUGUGCUGUAUUUUGCUAUUCAUGUAAGCACAGUGUUCACAGUGUUGCAGCCUGCUCUCAAGUAUGUGUUAUAUGCAUUGGUCGGCUUUGUAGGUUUUGUAACCCAUUAUGUGCUGCCUCAAGUUAGAAAACAGCUACCAUGGCACUGUUUUUCUCACCCUCUGCUGAAGACAGUGGAGUAUAAUCAAUACGAAGUUCGGAAUGCAGCCACUAUGAUGUGGUUUGAGAAACUUCAUGUGUGGCUUCUUUUUGUGGAGAAGAAUAUCAUCUACCCAUUGAUUGUUCUUAAUGAACUUAGUAGCAGUGCAGAGACCAUUGCUAGUCCAAAAAAACUGGAUACAGAAUUAGGUGCUUUAAUGAUCACCAUUGCUGGUCUGAAGUUGCUACGAUCCUCUUUCAGCAGCCCUACAUAUCAGUAUGUCACAGUCCUCUUCACUGUGCUCUUUUUCAAAAUCGACUAUGAAGCGUUUUCAGAGACCAUGUUGUUGGAUCUCUUCUUCAUGUCUAUACUCUUCAACAAGCUUUGGGAACUCCUUUAUAAAUUGCAGUUUGUGUACACUUACAUUGCCCCAUGGCAAAUUACAUGGGGUUCUGCUUUCCAUGCUUUUGCUCAGCCCUUUGCAGUACCCCAUUCAGCCAUGUUGUUUGUUCAGGCUGCUGUAUCGGCCUUUUUUUCUACUCCACUAAAUCCCUUUCUAGGAAGUGCAAUAUUCAUCACUUCGUAUGUUCGACCUGUCAAAUUCUGGGAGAGAGACUAUAACACAAAACGAGUGGAUCAUUCGAAUACCAGAUUGGCUUCCCAGCUUGAUAGAAAUCCAGGAUCAGAUGACAACAAUCUGAAUUCCAUCUUUUAUGAACAUUUAACCAGAUCCCUACAACACAGUCUUUGUGGUGAUUUGCUCCUAGGACGGUGGGGAAACUACAGUACGGGGGACUGUUUCAUUCUUGCCUCUGACUACCUCAAUGCAUUAGUACACCUUAUAGAGAUAGGCAACGGGCUAGUCACUUUCCAGCUGCGGGGACUUGAAUUCAGAGGUACUUACUGUCAACAACGGGAAGUAGAGGCCAUUACUGAAGGCGUUGAAGAAGAUGAAGGAUUUUGCUGUUGUGAACCUGGUCAUAUUCCUCAUGUGCUUUCAUUUAAUGCUGCAUUUAGCCAGCGCUGGCUAGCUUGGGAAGUGAUAGUCACUAAGUAUAUUCUGGAGGGGUAUAGCAUCACUGACAAUAGUGCUGCUUCUAUGCUUCAAGUCUUUGAUCUUCGGAAAGUACUCACCACUUACUAUGUCAAGGGUAUCAUUUAUUAUGUUACAACUUCUUCUAAGCUAGAGGAGUGGCUAGCUAAUGAGACAAUGCAGGAGGGACUGCGUUUGUGUGCAGAUCGAAAUUAUGUUGAUGUAGACCCAACAUUUAAUCCAAACAUUGAUGAAGACUAUGACCAUCGACUAGCUGGCAUAUCCAGGGAGAGUUUCUGUGUGAUUUACCUCAACUGGAUAGAGUAUUGCUCUUCCCGAAGAGCAAAGCCACUGGAUGUAGACAAAGAUUCAUCCCUGGUGACUCUUUGUUAUGGACUUUGUGUUCUGGGACGGAGAGCUUUGGGGACUGCAUCCCACCAUAUGUCCAGUAAUUUAGAGUCAUUCCUCUAUGGACUGCAUGCCCUAUUUAAGGGAGAUUUCCGUAUUUCUUCAAUUCGAGAUGAAUGGAUCUUUGCUGACAUGGAAUUACUAAGGAAAGUAGUAGUCCCGGGGAUCCGCAUGUCCAUUAAACUUCAUCAGGAUCAUUUCACUUCUCCAGAUGAGUAUGAUGACCCUACUGUGCUCUAUGAAGCCAUUGUGUCUCAUGAAAAGAACCUCGUAAUAGCUCAUGAAGGGGACCCUGCGUGGCGGAGCGCGGUUCUUGCCAAUUCUCCCUCCCUGCUUGCUCUGCGGCAUGUCAUGGAUGAUGGCACCAAUGAAUAUAAGAUCAUAAUGCUGAAUAGACGAUACCUGAGCUUCAGAGUCAUUAAGGUUAAUAAGGAAUGUGUCCGAGGUCUUUGGGCAGGACAACAGCAAGAGCUUGUGUUUCUACGUAACCGUAAUCCAGAGAGAGGGAGCAUCCAGAAUGCAAAACAAGCUCUGAGAAACAUGAUAAACUCAUCUUGUGAUCAACCUAUUGGCUACCCAAUCUUUGUCUCCCCCCUGACAACUUCUUACUCUGACAGCCACGAACAGCUUAAAGAAAUUCUUGGGGGACCUAUCAGCUUGGGCAAUAUCAGAAACUUCAUAGUGUCAACCUGGCACAGGUUAAGGAAAGGGUGUGGGGCUGGCUGUAACAGUGGUGGCAAUAUUGAAGAUUCCGACACUGGAGGUGGAAUUUCCUGCACUAGUAACAAUGCAACAAGUGCCAGUGACCCCCAUAGCAAUGUGUCCCAGGGAAGCACUGCAAAUCCAGGGCAAGGGUCGGGAGCAGGACCCCAUCCACCUGUCACAUCUUAUCCUCCAACACUAGGCACUAGCCACAGCUCCCACUCUGUCCAGUCAAGCCUGGUCAGACAGUCCCCUGCUCGGGCCUCAGUGGCCAGCCAGUCGUCUUACUGCUACAGCAGCCGGCACUCGUCUCUCCGGAUGUCCACCACGGGGUUCGUGCCCUGUCGGCGCUCGUCCACCAGUCAGAUAUCGCUCCGGAACUUGCCGUCCUCCAUCCAGUCCCGCCUCUCCAUGGUGAACCAGAUGGAGCCCUCCAGUCAGAGCGGCGUGGGCUGUGUGCAGCAUGGCCUCCCCUCUUCCAGCAGCUCCAGCCAGAGCAUCCCGGCCUGCAAACAUCACACUCUCGUGGGCUUUCUUGGGACAGAGGGAGGUCAGAGCAGUGCCGCCGACGCCCAGCCGGGCAACCCCUUAAGUCCUGCCAAUAAUUCACACGCCAAAAGGGGGGAAGUGAUUUACAGAGUCCAAAUCGUGGAUCCCAGUCAAGUUCUGGAUGGGAUCAACCUAUCAAAAAGGAAAGAGCUGCAGUGGCCUGAUGAGGGUGUCCGGUUAAAAGCUGGGAGAAACAGCUGGAAAGACUGGAGUCCUCAGGAGGGCAUGGAAGGCCAUGUGAUUCACCGAUGGGUGCCUUGCAGCAGAGAUCCAGACGUUGGAAAAAGAGAGGAGAGCGCAGAAGACGCCUGCAGGUUUUCCUCUGCUCCUGUGUGGGAGAUACUUGGAUGUAGAGUGGGCUCGGCCAAGCGCCUCUCCUUCACCCUUCACCCUGACUCCUGUCACUGUCUCCAUCCCCAAAUAAAGCUGAACUAUUUUUUUAAGUUAGCUGCCGACAAAACAUUUUGCAUGAAGGAUAAAGUUCUGUUAAAUUACAUCCUUACAAAAAUUUUUUUCCUAUGCAUUGCCUAUGCUUUAAAUCAACAAACUCUUCAUUUCUAAACUACGAUCUCAUAUUUUUCUAAUUUCUUUGCCAAAAAUAAUUGCCAUGUUUUGUCAUAGAACAUGAAAUCCAUUUACCUUGAUUUUUAAAAACAGACCAGUGUAGAAACCUUCACUUUGACGUUUAGCAGUAUGAAAGUUUCAUGUACAGUGAAAGAGACUAUGAACAGACAUAGAUUUAUCUUAUUCCUUGAGCGCUAAAAAACUUUAAUGAGAAAACUGCACUAAUUUUUUACAACAAUGCACUAAAGUCUGAGAUUUCUCAGAACAUUUAUUUAUAUAUAAAAAUAAAAUACCAUUAUUUAAAUUGCCUUUGGGAUUAACCCCUGCCCUUUCCUUAAACAUACAUAGCAGGAACUGUGCUGUUCAUUUUUUUGUCAGUAACCUAUACUCCAUUGCCAGUACAUUGGGUGUUUUCUCUAAAAUGAACGUUAAGGGUCAAGAGGGACAUAGCUUCAUCGUUGGAGAUAGCGGUCAGUGCGUCGGUCCUGUGAACACCACUGCCAGCUCCUGUGUCCACACAUCGGAGGCGCUCCAGCACCGGUGUGCCCCAGCUCCUCUUGGGGCAAGCUCUGCUGGGGUCAGUUCUGGGAAGAAAAUACUUUUAUUUUUCAAAGAAGAAGAUGAGCAUCCAGGAACUUAAAAAAAGGAUCGAUUGCUUUUCUAUUCAGAGUCAUUAGCUCUUGAAGUUACUCACAUGCAGUUCAGUUAAUCAAGUAAAAUUUUUUCAAACGAAAUUAUCCAGAUGGUGCAGUUCUUGUUAUGUCCCUCUUCAAUAACCUCGCCUCUUAUUUUGCUCCUCUCUUCUUUUUCUAUUACUUGAAUUUUAUUUCCUGUAAUUUAUAGUGUGUAGGUGUAAUUUGAAAUAUUUAUAACUGUGAAAUUGACUUAAUAUGUUGUCUCAUAACUUAAAUUUUAUUGGUUUUUUUUUUUUUUUAAAUACGCGUGUAUUCAGGGAAAUCUAUAAUUCAGAUUUACAAUUGGGCUAGGUGGAAACUGUGGUUUAGAUUUAAUUUUCAACUUCCGGCAUUUUUUAAAUCCUUCCGAAAACUUUCCCCUUUUGUGUGAAACUCCAAAGAAUAUGUAUACAUCUCCUGAGCAUUUAGGAGCAGCCAUCUUUCCACCCCACUGCAAACGGGAAGUAGAAAGCAGGUGUGAAGUUAAUCUUCAACGUGUAUUUUAUUUAGUCUGAUACAUCCAGAGUGUUACUCUUUCCCCAUGUGGCGCUAGCCACAUUUCAGGUACUCACCGGCCACAUGUGCCUGGUGGCUCCUGUAUCGGACGGCACAGGUGUAAAGUAUCUUUUGAUGAGGUGACAGGAGAGAGAAGCUGUUUCCGCACUAACCCCUACUGUCGCUCUCACAGGAUAGCAUAACACUUCCGUAGAUGGAAUGAAAACUAACAUCCGACUACAUUUCCAUUCCACAGUGUGGUUAUUUUGCCCUUUUCUAAUUUACAGUUUUCGUAGUUAUUCAGGAUCCAGUGUACCUCGUGCUGACAUUUCCAGACUUCGCGCUUUGCCAAAUGUACUUUUUAAAAACAUUUGUCAAGUGAUUUACUGAACCUUUACACAAAGGUACCCAUUCUAAAUUGACCAACUAAAACGUAUUUUCCUGAUACUGUUGUUACAUUCUGUAUUUGCCGCAUUUUGGCAAAUCUACAGUAUGUCAUUAAGGUCCAAGGCUUUUAUGUUUCUCUUCUGAAACCGAAUAUAUGAUCUGUCUAUCUAACCAUCUAUAUUUAUUUAAAAUCUUCUCAAAGGAAUUAUGAUUCCUGCUGCCUGUUCUCUUUCUGAAAUGAAUAUGAUCUUUUCAUGGUCAUUACCUAGAUGGGAAGAUACGUGGAAUCCUUUCAGUCCUAAAUGGAAGAUAAUUCAUUUUCCUACACAGAAAAAAAAAAAUCUGAGCUUCAGAUGAUUCAGUCAGAAGGGCUAUUCCUAGCCUCACACCCCCUACCCCGAAUUGUUAAACACAUUACACGCUCUAAAAAUGUAAGACUAGAUUUUAUAUGGAACAUAUAUAUUGGGUCUUGAUUUGGCAUGAUAACUGUGGACAUUCUUCUCAAAGCAAGUUGAAUUUUGUUAUCAGAUAACCCUUGAAGGAAUUUAUGGAAUAGAAACCCUAACAGGAGCCCUGUUUUUAUUUUUUAGUCUAAACCUGAUGGUCUUUUAAAAGUCAGAAUACUUUUCUAAUAAUUACGGCAGAGGAAGCAGUGAUAAUUGAAGACUCAUGUCUUAACAACUGGACCUAAAUUAUUAUGUGGAAAUAUACAUGGCUUUCAUUGAGUAAACUGAUCAUACAUGUCUUAUUCUGCCUUUCCCAGCCCCCCUUGGAGAAUAGUGAACUGCUUAUUUAGAUUCCCUGCUUAACUGUCUUCAUUAGUGUACAAGACUCCAGCAUACACACACUAGUGUCUUCAGUUCACAUUUGCCAAAACUUUCAGAGUUCCAUAAUUUGAAAGUAAGGAUAUGUCAUUAAAACACUAGCUUUUUAUGCAUUUCCCUUCAACAGAGUCUCAUUGAUACCUUUCUGGUCUUUGUCUUGUUUGAGUUUGUUUUUUCCCUUCUUUUGAGAGAGAGUCCUGGAGUGAAUUAUAAAUUGUGACUUUCUUUUCUCAUUUCCUCUCAUUCAGUGGCAAAAAUCAUUUUACAACUCAAAAUUAAGUUUUUGGUUAAUCUUCGAGCUUAUAACUUGGUGUGAGCCCUCUUUUUUACAUCAUUUUCAGUACUUGAUAGAAAUUUAAAUGUUCAUUUUUUUCUAAAGAAAUCUAAAUUUUCCAAGAGUAUAGAUUAAUAUAAGAUGUUGGUAUUUAAGGGACUUGGGAGAGUAGGUGGUGAGGCUGUCUAUUUUUACGAUAAGAGGAGAUUAAUUACCUUUCAGGAAAUUAAUGAACAAUCUUCACCAGUGUUCUGCCUUCUUUGAGUUUCUAUUAUUGGAAGGUGAGCUUCCCUUAGAUUUGAAGUCGUUUUAAAAAUAUUUCGAGUGUAACUGAGAUACUUCUACUAGUCCUUGAAACAGAAGUAGACAGAUAGUAUUUCUAUCCUGAGUGAGGUAUGGAAAAUUAUUCUGUGUACCGAAUGUCAGGUCAUAGAAGUUUUUAUGUAGAAACUAAGUUUAUAAGGAAGAUGGGUUUUUCUUCUUGGGUUGGUUUAUUUUUCUGUCUUCUAUCAAAAUAUAAAAAACAGCCUCAAACCUAAGCAAGAGUAGUUAACUUAGCCUUAAUAAAUUCCACUUUGCUUCCAUGCAACGUCCUUCUGCCUCUGCCUAGAAAUUCAUUUGGUGGAUUGCUGCAUCGGUCCAGAACUAGAUGUCUUUUAAACUUACGAUUUGCCCAGAGUCUAAAAUUAUCUUUUUCUUUUAGUUAACUUUCAAAAAUCUUUCCUUCUAAAUAUAUGACUUGAGAAAAAGAUACCUUAGUAAUUUUGCAUAAGAAUUCUUUGAAUUUAUGUUCACUAGCUAUUAAACUAUAAACUGCUACCCAGAUUAAUUACCUUUGUGUUUAUCUUCCUUAUUCUUUCAUUAAUAUAGACAAUCCCUUCCCUUUUUUUUUUUUUUUUUUUAAGUCCUCAGUAUUCAUUCUUGUUCUCUUUUGUAGUGUAAUAUAAUCAUACAGAAUUACUUUGCCUGGACACAGACCCAGUGCAUUUUUUCCCUUUGAUGUGAUAAAUUGUUCAGGUGAAGUAUAAAACAUCAGUUUUUAUUCUAGAGGCUUUUCCUUUAAUUCUAAAAUGAGUGGAAAGAAUAAUGUCAAUCAAGGCUAAAAUGAUACUUGGAACCUGUCAAGGGACUUUGAAAUUUCUGUUUUAGUCUUCUGACCAUGCAUUUGUGCAGCAUAAGUUUUAAUAAUACAUUGGAAAUCUGCAGGGUUUUUUUUUUUAAUUAAGUUUUUUAAAACCAACCUUUCUUCAUUUUUCUUUUUUAAAAAUCUGGUUGAUAUAUACCUAGGCCUUCUCGUUUUUGACUUGCGAAAUGUUGAGGUAAGAAUUGUGACUGGAAAGGAAUUAAUUAUUAUACAAAUAGAUCUGGUGGGUAUGUGAGUAGAGUGUUAAUUUUGCUUGAAACAGAAGUAUAUUUUCUGCUUUGAAUCUCCUCACCAGAGUCCUCUGUCAAGAACUAUGUAUGAUAAGAAUUUCUCUUUAUUGCCUAUCAGCCCACAUAUUCUUUCUGAAGUAGAGUAAAUAAGUUCUAUUUGUGAGCUGAACUUUAUCAUCUGCCAUUUUAUGGAAGCAACACAGCAUUCUUUGGGGGAAGCAGAAGUGAUUGUCCUCGCAAGGUUAUGUGACGACUCUGCUCUAAGACUUACACCUGUUGUAUAGGGUUAUACCUUUUUUCUUACACCUCAGCUCUGCACCUGACAAUUUAUGGUUCCGUGGAGCCAAGCUAGAAGGAACAAAGGUCAUGUGAGAGUGGCGAGGCUGGAUUCCUGGGUGUUACUUGUGCAGGUGAAGGGGCAUCCUGGAAUUCUAACCAGAGUAGUUGUUGGAAGUGAGAUGGCUGCUCCAGAUGACUCCUGGGUUUAGUGUAACUGUGGUUGAACAAGAUUUUUUUUAUGUAUGAAGCUUGAUUCCACAACCAAAAUAACAGAAACGUGGGGAAAAUCCUGUCUGCUUAUGCUUUUUAAAGCUUACGGUUGAAGUGAAAAUGAAUUGUAAAAACUGAUUACCUUAACCCUAUACAAUGGGCUCUGCAUGAGGAAAUGGAAGGAAGAAUACUACAAGUGAUUCAGGAAGGUAUAUGUGAGGAAGGAAAAUGGGUUUCCCUUUUCUGAUCAUGGGCUCUGAAAGUAUUCAUUGCCUUUACCAGCAUUCAGUAUAAACCAGAGAUAAGAAUAUAUGUACUCGCGUGGGUCUGUGAGUGUGUGUGCGUCUGAGUGUUUGUUAUUCUAAAUAGCUUGUAAAUAUUGUAGUUGUUUAAAAUGGAAAAUAAAAGCUGAGAUUGUUUUUUUCUUUGCAAAUAUAUUGCAUCAAAAAUACAGUAUUGACAGUGGAUAAAACACUGAGGAAAUAAAUUUUUUUUCAUUUUGC
Acinonyx jubatus (cheetah) is the source of this 12727-nucleotide messenger RNA. RefSeq names its product pecanex 1 (gene PCNX1). Gene Ontology annotation, cellular component: membrane. Bases 442 to 7704 code for a protein of 2420 amino acids. The record is from RefSeq and is a predicted model, not a curated record. The transcript has 38 exons. Lineage: Eukaryota; Metazoa; Chordata; Mammalia; Carnivora; Felidae.